Molecule: messenger RNA, 1071 nt
Organism: Halteromyces radiatus
Lineage: Eukaryota; Fungi; Mucoromycota; Mucoromycetes; Mucorales; Cunninghamellaceae
Exons: 7
Coding region: 1-1071 (356 amino acids)
Source: RefSeq, a predicted model, not a curated record
AUGGUGAAGCAUACGUUAUCACAUCAUUGUGUUAAUGACAUUUGUCACUGUGACUUUCGACUUUCCAUCUAUUUUUGUAUCGAAGAAGAACCACUUUAUUAUAUUAUUUUAGUAGCUUUAUUUUGGUCACUUAUUAACUCCUCUAUUGGUAUUGGAAUACUCAUUCAUCGAUUAUGGUUUCAACCACAAACAGUAUUUGAAAAGAAAACUUGUUCAAGAGUAUGGGUAUUUGAUUUUAUUAUAUUAUUAACAGAUGCUUUUCCACUUUGUGAUGCCAUUCGAUCUUGUUUAUUUGAUAUUCCUCUUCAAAUAACUACUGAUACUUGUUCUCUUUAUACUCUUUCAUUAUUACAACGAUUUUCUCAAACAGAAUUUGGAAAUCAAAUUGGAAAAGGAAAAAUUCGUUGGUUAUGUCCUAUGAUGAAUCUGAUAUGGAUGGAACAUUUCUGUGGUUUGAUACUCUUCUUAUUUCCUUUGGUGGUAAACAAUAUCUCUAGUUUAACAAUUGGUAUUCUUUCUGAUUUAGAAUAUACUGUUAUGGCAGAUAUCAUGACAAGAAUUCAUUUUGGUAUAUGGAGUCUCAUUAUUUGUAUUCUUUGGCUUGUUAUUACCUAUAUUUUAUAUCGUUUGGAUCAACUUUAUCCACCUACUCUCAGUGUCCAUUCUCCACAUUCUAUUCAGGUAUCUUUUUAUAGAAAUAAGAUCUUUUUAACCAUGAUCCAUUAUUGUUCUGGUUUUUUUGUUAUCUUUUUCUUUCUUUAUGCUUUAUUUCGUACCAAUAUACUUGAAAACUCUCCUGUUCUGUUAUUAUACUGUGUUUGUUGGAUUUAUUUACCAUUGGUGACUCAAAUGGCUCUUCAAUUCACCUUUCUUGUUCAUCCUCAAUCAAUAUUAUUAUCUAUGCUUAAAUUCAAAGAAAUGGAAGAUCCUACGAAACAACAAAGACAAGAUAUAGAAACGGAACAUACAUUUACCAGUAGUAUCUCAUCUUCUAUUGAACCACCAUCCAUUUUAUUAAACUUUGAUAUGGAUCAUACCCCAUCAACAAAUAACAAUCAUAAUUUAGAAUAG